This is a messenger RNA of Penicillium brevicompactum, 1437 nucleotides long. Its product is annotated as dicarboxylic amino acid permease. Gene Ontology annotation, biological process: amino acid transmembrane transport. Gene Ontology annotation, cellular component: membrane. Gene Ontology annotation, molecular function: amino acid transmembrane transporter activity. Bases 1 to 1437 code for a protein of 478 amino acids. The record is from RefSeq and is a predicted model, not a curated record. The transcript is spliced from 4 exons. NCBI's taxonomy places the organism in Eukaryota, Fungi, Ascomycota, Eurotiomycetes, Eurotiales, Aspergillaceae.
AUGUCGAAAUCGGAGAAAGCACAGAAAGAUGACCCCCAAGAGUCCGGCGAGGGCCAAAUGGUGUCAAUUGACCUCCCUUCAAAUGAUCUCCGCCGUGGAUUCAAGGCCCGACAAGUGAACAUGCUUGCUAUUGCUGGUGCUUUGGGAACUGGAUUAAUUAUUGGGACAGGCACAGCUCUUUCCAGAGGUGGACCGGGCAGCCUGCUCAUUUCUUAUACCCUUACUGGAGCUGUGAUUUAUUUUGUCAUGACUGCUCUGGGCGAAAUGGCUUCUCUCUUACCAAUGAGUCGUGGAUUCGACGGAUAUGCGUCUCGAUUCGUGGAUCCUGCCUUUGGAUUUGCCACAGGGUGGAAUUACUUCUUCAAAUAUGCGAUUGUAUUGGCGAAUAACCUCACGGCCAGUGGUCUAGUCAUGCAGUAUUGGAGGCCGGAUCUCAACGUUGCUAUUUGGGUGACGGUGUUCGGCGUUCUUGUUAUCAUGAUCAACGUUCUCCAUGUUGGUAGUUUCGGCGAAGCGGAGUUCUUUCUCUCGUCUAUCAAGAUCAUCGCUUUGGUUAUUGCAAUGGUCACUUGUCUCGUUGUAUCUCUCGGCGGCGGUCCUAACCACGAACGGGUCGGAUUUCGAUACUGGAGCGAGCCAGGUGCUUUUGCAGAAUAUCUGACAACCGGAUCCACGGGAAAGUUUCUCGGCUUCUUCGCCUGUUUGGUGCAAUCCUGUUUCGCAUACACCGGAACUGAAGUCGUCGGUGUAGCAUUUGCCGAAACACCUAACCCGCGGCGCAAUGUUCCUAGAGCCAUCCGACAGACACUUUGGCGUAUCUCUGUCUUCUACAUUCUGGGGGUCAUACUACUUGGAAUGGCGGUUCCUUACAACAGCGAUUUACUAAUUGGAGCCACACAUGAGAGCACGAGUGCUUCUGCUUCGCCUUUUGUUAUUGCAAUCAAAAUGGGAGGUAUCAAAGUGCUUCCUGACAUCAUGAAUGCUGCCAUCCUAGUAUUUGUCGUGAGUGCGGCAAACACAGACAUUUACGUCGGGGCGCGUACGCUACAUUCACUUGCAUCCGCUGGACAUGCCCCCGAAAUCUUCAAGCACACGACAUCUAAAGGUGUUCCUAUCUAUGGAAUUGGGGCAACCGCCCUGUUCAGUUUGUUGGCCUACAUGAACGCCACGACCUCUGCAUCCACGGUAUUCGGAUAUCUUGUGAACUUAGUCACUGUAUUCGGGACUCUGAAUUGGGUUAGUCUCCUGGUGUCCUAUCUUUGCUUCUGUCGCGGACUACGAGCCCAAGGGGAAAGCCGUAAAGAUCUACCAUACCGAGGACCUCUCCAGCCAUAUGGUGCAUGGUUUGCAUUAUUUACCACAACAAUCAUCAUACUAUUCAAUGGUACCUAUGUCUUCCGCAAUCUUCACUGUCAGUCUAUCACUAACAAUCACUGA